Messenger RNA from Monomorium pharaonis (pharaoh ant), 3717 nucleotides. RefSeq names its product epsin-2 (gene lqf). Gene Ontology annotation, molecular function: clathrin binding; phospholipid binding. Gene Ontology annotation, biological process: endocytosis. The coding region runs from base 1167 to 2942 and encodes 591 amino acids. Gene Ontology annotation, cellular component: plasma membrane; clathrin vesicle coat; endosome. The record is from RefSeq and is a predicted model, not a curated record. The transcript is spliced from 15 exons. Lineage: Eukaryota; Metazoa; Arthropoda; Insecta; Hymenoptera; Formicidae.
CGAAUUCGAGAUAACGCGCGCAAUUUAUUUCGAUACUUGAACGCGAUGCCUUGAGAGCGUGAAUUUUCAUCGUGAUCGCGUCACAAGAUUUCUAAAAAGUACGCGCGCCAAAUCACCAAUUCUACAUGACUGUUUAUCGUAUCCUCCUCCCCUCUUGCCGUUGUUGUUUCCCAACUCCGCCGAUGCACUUAUGACAGUUGUUACACGCGGGGAAUGGAAAGCCAAUCGAGCGCAGAAGGACCGAGAGAGGACAAUGAUCAAUACUUUCAUGGUCGAUUAAGACAGCAGUAACAGUUCGUUAGAAGGUGCACGCGUCUUUACCUCCAUCAGUGUCUCGAACGCUUACUCACCCAGAGGUUAAGUUCCAGUUUUUACUUUUUCCAAUUUAGCGGCUUGCCCGUCAAAAAACCUCAUAAAGGAUAGGAGCGCAUAGCGAGUACGAGCUCUGGUUUUCACACUUCCAAAAAUCGAACGCGAAAAGUCACGGAUCUUCGAGAUCAUUUUUGAACGAUGAAAAGACUAUAGAGGUCAACGUGUACAUUUGGAUUUAAAUCAAUCAUUCGAUUGCGUGUGCGUGUAUGUGCGUGUAAAUAAUUCUUUACAUUCUCUCAUUGAGACAUGUGAGCUGUUGUCGAGACAGAAUUUUCAUGUAAAAUAUAUAAUCUUGUGAUAGGUCACAUUAUUAUUAUUUAAAAAGAAAGGAGUUUAGGGAAUACAUGAGUUGUGCCUAUCAAAAAGUACAAUAUUUUUUCCUUUUUUUUUUAAAUUUAAAAGUACUGUUAUUGCCAUAACAUUUUGUUAUGCUAGCGAGUUGAACACAUGUGCAUCACUGUUAUUUUUUUUUUUCGCGCGCAUGCAAAAUCUUACGGAAUCCGAUUGAAAUUCCGAUAACUUACGAAGAAAUUUCAUGUAAUAUUCAUUUGCAUAAUAUCAUAAUGUUUUACAAAUUAAUGUGUCAUUAUCAUCCAUAUGCAAAGUGACGUGAUCAUGCAUUUAUUUUUAUCGAGGUGUGAUAAAUUUCUUAUAUAAAAUUUCUCAUAGUUAUUUAUCGUGUCAUCUGAUAGUUUAGGCUUUUGUUGUGAUUCGGAGUAUUCGGAAGUUUUCUAUAUUUCUGGGCAAAACCUAGAGCUUCAUCAACAGCGUCAGCGAUAUUUCAUUAGUCAAGAAUGGCGAUGCAAAAGAUGAGAAGACAAGGGCAAGACGUCAUGCAGGUGAAUCUAGCAGGUAUUAGGCGAGAUAUUAUGAAUCUUGCCCAUAACUACAGCAAUGCCCAGAAAGCUGUACGAAAAGCUACCAGCAAUGAUCCUUGGGGUCCAAGUAGUACACUUAUGGCAGAAAUUGCCGACUUAACAUACAAUGUUGUAGCAUUUACGGAAAUUAUGCAAAUGCUAUGGAAAAGAUUGAAUGAUCAUGGGAAAAACUGGCGACAUGUAUACAAAGCCUUAGUUCUCUUAGACUAUCUUAUCAAGACGGGAAGUGAAAAAGUAGCACAACAGUGCAAGGAGAAUAUUUUUGCCAUUCAAACCUUAAAAGAUUUUCAAUACAUGGAUGGGCAUAAAGAUCAAGGAAUUAAUGUGCGAGAAAAAGCAAAACAAUUAGUGGCCUUAUUAAAAGACGAUGAGAGAUUGAGAAAUGAGCGAGCUAGAGCAUUGAAGGCAAAAGAAAGAUUUGCACAAUCAGUUAGUGGUUUUGGUAGUGAUGGUUUAGAUACGAUGUCACCUGUUAGCAGUGAUUUUCAAGAUUGGGAACCUUGUCAUUUAUCCGAAUCAACAACUGCAAGACGUGCAACGGAAUUGGAAGCCGCGAGACCGCAAACGGUAGGCGAAGAAGAAUUACAAUUACAACUGGCCUUGGCUAUGUCUAGAGAAGAAGCUGAGCAAGAGGAACAAAGAAGACGCAGCGAUGAUGUUAGAUUGCAGUUAGCCCUCAGUCAAAGUCAGCAAGAUUUUAAAGUCCCGCAGGGUGAAAAGCAAAGCCAUAUGCUGGAUUUACUCGACGUAAGUUUGGGAGAAGCGAGCGGCUCCUCUGUACAAACUGAUCCUUGGGGUGUCCCGAUAACAGCGCCACCACCAAGACCACAGGCGCAAAAUGACCCAUGGAGUGUUCCAACAACGAGUACAUCACCCGCGGUAGAUCCAUGGGCGCCUGUUCCUCCGCAAAGACCAAGAUUGUCAGCUGCCACUAUCGAUCCGUGGCGUGCACCUGCUCCAUCUCCUGCUACAGUCGUAUCUCCCCCUCGUACCAAUGACCCUUGGUCACCAGCUCCGUCUACUACUAUUACUACUACUACUACUACUACUACUACUACUACCGAAUCGGAGACAAACAAAAUACAGGCGGCUCAAGAUGGCAUAACAUCUUCGUCACCAUCUUUUAACAAUUCAAACUUGACUAAUAACAUCGGCUUCGCCGUAUCGUCGCCUCAAAAUAUAGGUUUCAAUUUGCCGCCGGUGUCUUCGGCCGCUACCACCUUCACCACUAGUAAUGGUUUCAAUGGCACAGGACCGAGCUUCAACAACUUUUCUACUCAAAACAACGGUAACGCCGUUGCGACUAGUCCCCUGAGCGAUUUAGAUGAAUUUGACGUAAUUACUAAUAGAGCAAAACUUGGAGCUAGUCCACAAACUGUAAACAACGGUGGUACGACAUCAGGCGAUCCCUUCGAUUUGGGUGGUAUAGCUGAAAGCCUUCCUGCCAGCACCGGUGCUGUGAAAAAGACACCACAAUCGUUUUUAGGUGAAAACUCUGCGCUCGUCAAUUUGGAUAAUCUUGUCAGCGCUUCGACGAUUAAGCCAUCGGCUCCUGCGCCAGCGGCAACCAUGUCAUAUUCAGCAAAUCCAUUUGCAACUGUGACGCCACCACCCCGUCCUACAAUCAAUCAGAUUCGACAGGAUCCAUGGACAGCGAAUACAACUACUACGGCUAAUCCGUUCCUCUCGUAGCCUGAUCGAUCAAUCGAAAAUUACUUCGUAAUUACUGCGCCCCGCGAAACGUGAUCCGCAGUUCUACAUGUACUAUUACGGUAUAGAUUUUGGUUAACGGUAAAAAAAAGAGAUAUAAUUUUACUUAUAACAAUUAUGUAGGCAGGGACAGACAUGGAUAAGAUCAAUAAGAGGGCGGAGGAAACAUCCCCAUCAUUUACUGAUAGCUUAAAAUAUUAUUUUUUGAUGAAUUAUAUUGCAGCACACUUACAUUGUACAAGUCUCUUACUUUUCUUUUUUUAAAAUUUUUUUUGCAUGUACUACUUGCUUCUUAAAGUUUAUUGUGGAGUAAUUGAAUAAUUAACUAGUAGAAGUGUGGCAUAUUUGUAAUUAAGUGAUGGUUGGAUGGUUAAAAGGUACAACAUAAUAAUAUAAAUCAUGUUUUAACUUUGAACGCUUAAGCGAUCCCAAGGUACGACUAGAUUUUAUAUACACUCCUUUCUCUAUAUGAUCUAUUUUCUAUGUAUGAAUCAAUUCAGGGAAAGAUUGCUCAGCAAUAUACCGCUUCACUGCUGGGAAAGAAUAUAAAGUAAUCGUUGGCAUUGAGAUCAGUUUAUGCGUUUUUGUAUACACGCGUUUUCUAUAGUAAAAAAAAAGGGAAAAAACGAGAUUGUGAGACUGUAAUCGUGAUUUGCAGAAGCAUUAUUAUAAUGAACAGAGUUCGGUUCGCUGCUUAAAAUAUAAUGAAUAGAGUUCGGUACGCUUAAAAUGUGUUGAUUAUGGUCUGUAAAAAAAA